AUGUCUCGCAAUCCUCUACUAAAUUUUCUUCUUCACAAUGACUCUGACGAUGAUAAUUUGGAGCUAUUUACCGCAGUCGCUAUGGAAGAAGAGAGACUAAAUAGUGAGAGAGUAGUAGUCCGACAUCGUGGUUCUGUUCAAGGUCGCAAUUAUAUUCAUCGUGGAACUAUCCUUGGCCAUGAAAGGAUUUUUCGCGACUAUUUUGCCGAACCACCCGUUUAUCCUCCCGAGUAUUUUCGAAGGAGGUUUCUCCAUAUUCAAGCUGCAAUAGAAGCACAUGAUCCAUACUUUGUCCAAGGAAGAAAUGCUGCUAGAAUGCUCGGUUUGUCUUCGCUUCAAAAGAUGACGACAGCAAUUCGGAUCCUUGCUUAUGGGGUAUCGGCUGAUUUUUUAGAUGAGAUUGUGAGGAUAGGAGAAAGCGCCGCAAUAGAGAGUCUAGAGAGAUUUGUCAAAGCGGUGAUUGAGAUUUUUUCCAGUGAAUACUUAAGGUCACCCACUAGCAAUGACAUUGCUAGAUUGCUAACAGUUGGUGAAUGGCGUGGAUUUCCUGGGAUGUUGGGUAGCAUUGAUUGUACGCAUUGGAAAUGGAAGAAUUGCCCAACGGCAUGGAAAGGAAUGUAUAAUGGUCAUAUUCGCGAACCGACUGUUAUUCUGUAA
Messenger RNA from Rhododendron vialii, 657 nucleotides. RefSeq lists its product as uncharacterized. Lineage: Eukaryota; Viridiplantae; Streptophyta; Magnoliopsida; Ericales; Ericaceae. Bases 1 to 657 code for a protein of 218 amino acids. The record is from RefSeq and is a predicted model, not a curated record. The transcript has a single exon.